Messenger RNA from Gadus morhua (Atlantic cod), 2586 nucleotides. It is a transcript of the gene slc37a3, whose product is annotated as solute carrier family 37 member 3. NCBI's taxonomy places the organism in Eukaryota, Metazoa, Chordata, Actinopteri, Gadiformes, Gadidae. The record is from RefSeq and is a predicted model, not a curated record. Gene Ontology annotation, biological process: transmembrane transport. Gene Ontology annotation, cellular component: endoplasmic reticulum membrane. The coding region runs from base 223 to 1725 and encodes 500 amino acids. Gene Ontology annotation, molecular function: transmembrane transporter activity. The transcript is spliced from 14 exons.
CUGUCCUUUGGGGCCGCUGUGACCCGGCCCGUCGUCGGUAUCCAGUGACGUACGGCCUUGACGUUUUCCGCAGCUCAGUAAACAGGACAUAGGUGAUCCGGUCUUAGGGUAAGAAGCAGAGAGAUAACCAAAGGAAAGCUUUGUCCUCUCGGACCAAGACAAGUGAAGGCCCCUGACAUACUGCCUCCAUCCUCUUCCCUUGACCCUCUCUCUGGCUCUGUGAUGCCUUCUGUCUGCUGUGGCUGUCAAUCACAGUACACCUACCACCACCUACUCGCAUUUUUGCUCACCUUCUUCAGCUAUGUUCUUCUGCAUGCAUCCAGGAAGACCUUUAGCAACGUUAAGGUUAGCAUCUCGGCUCAGUGGACUCCCUCCGUCCAGAACGAGAGCCUCCCAGCCUUCUCACCCAGCCAGGUGUGGGAGGAGCAUCGGUUGUUUGCUGAUGAAGAGGAAGCCACGCUCUUUCUGGGAGCUCUGGACACCAUCUUCCUCUUCUCCUAUGCCAUCGGUCUGUACGUCAGUGGCGUGAUCGGCGACCGCAUGAACCUACGCUACGUCCUUUGCUUUGGCCUCUGCGGCUCGGCCACUGUGGAGUUUGUGUUUGGGACGUUAACUGAGUGGCUCCACCUAUAUAACGUGUACCUGUACUGCGGGCUGUGGGUCCUGAACGGCCUGCUGCAGUCCGCGGUGUGGCCAUGCGUGGUCGCUAUCAUGGGCAACUGGUUCGGGAAGUCCGGGCGAGGUUUUGUGUUCGGCCUGUGGAGUGCGUGUGCUUCGGCAGGGAACAUCUUGGGAGCCUUCCUUGCAUCCAGUGUCCUCAAGUAUGGAUACGAGUACGCCUUCUUGGUGACGUCUGUGGUGCAGUUUGCCGGUGGGGUUGUGGUGUUCUUCGGUCUUCUGACCUCCCCCAAAGAAGUUGGGCUAUGUCAGGAGUCAGAGGCAGGUUUUGGGCCUGCAGUAGAAAGUGAUUCUGAGAGCCAGCGGCCCCUGAUGAGUGAUGAAGAAGAGGAUGAAGGGUGCGAUGGAGGCUACUACUCUGUGGAGCAGUCGGAGGGGCCUCAGGAAGAGCUACCCCAGCCAAUCAGUUUCCUCCAGGCCUUCCUGCUCCCUGGCGUGCUGCCCUACUCCUUGGCCUAUGCCUGCCUGAAGCUGGUGAACUACUCCUUCUUCUUCUGGCUCCCUUUCUACCUCAGUAGUAACUACGGCUGGAAGGAGGCACAAGCCGACCGCCUGUCCAUCUGGUACGACGUGGGAGGCAUCGUCGGAGGCACAGUGCAGGGUCUUGUCUCAGACUUCCUAGGGAAGAGAGCUCCGGUGUUGGCUGUCAGUCUUCUGUUGGCCAUGGGAGCCCUGGUCGGCUACAGCCACUCCCCGGCUGACCAAGUGGUGAAUGCUGCGCUGCUCGCUCUGACCGGCUUCUUCAUCGGUGGUCCGUCCAACAUGAUCAGCUCGGCCAUCUCUGCUGACCUCGGCCGUCAGGAUGCCCUACGGGGGAGCCAGGAGGCACUGGCCACCGUGACCGGGAUCGUGGACGGUACCGGGAGCAUCGGCGCGGCCGGGGGGCAGUACCUCGUUUCCAUGAUCGAGAGCAGACUGGGAUGGAUGUAUGUCUUCUACUUCUUCAUCGUCAUGACAGGAGGCAGCAUCCUGUUCAUUGCGCCGCUGAUCUACAGGGAGACGCGAUCUAUGUGGAGAGAUAGGCAGGGUCUCCACCAGCAGCUCUGAGCAGUACACUGGCUGACCAAUGGCCUUACACCUCUAAGUCUGUUGAGUUUUUUUAGGGACUGUAGAUCCAGAAUGUGCUGUUGUGAAUAUUUUAAGUAAGUAGGGAAUGUAAAUAUUCAGUUAUUUUCAAAUUCUAUUGUUACUAUUUUUGAAAUUCGAUUUUUCUUGAUUGAUGUUGAAUGGCCUUUUGCUGUAACUCCUCGUUGUGGAGCUGACGGCGACCUGAAUAUUGUACAUUGUAUUUAUGAGUUGGAUUUAAUCACAAUAACAUCCACAUGGCAUUAUUCACAUGAGAUGUGUAUGUAUUUCAACUUUAUAUAUUUGCAUAGUAAAUUAAGAGUACGUAUCGUGAGGUUCCUCACUGAAAAAAUAUAAAUCACAGAACACGCACAUAUCUGUGCCUUACCUGCAGAGAUCUUGGCACACACAGAAAGAGAACUGGUGAUCUACUGGAUCAGCUGUAAAGGAUCUCUCAGAUGGACACGUUGCUGUAACUGCGUCAGAAGGGAAAAGGAUUACAGGGAAACUGUUUUUAUGUUCUGUGUAAAUGAUGUAGAAAGGAAAGGUGUGGCUGGUUAUACAUGAAUUGCAUCAGCCACUCAAGAGCACUUCUUCCCAGGUGGAGUAAUAUAGAAUGUUCUAGAGUUUCUAUCCAGGAUGAAAUGAUAUUCCAUUACAAACUGAUGACACCCGUCCCCGUUAUGUGAUUGACCAUUUUUAUACUUCAUGUUUUUUUUUGGAAUAUAUGUCCAAGUUUAAUUGUGUAAAUAUUUUGAUUUUGCGUUUACAUUUGUUUACAGUUUUUUGAUAUAUACAAUUGCAGUUUAAAUAAAUGUGAUUCCUGUGCAGAAUUUAAGCAAA